Messenger RNA from Oncorhynchus mykiss (rainbow trout), 2380 nucleotides. NCBI's taxonomy places the organism in Eukaryota, Metazoa, Chordata, Actinopteri, Salmoniformes, Salmonidae. The record is from RefSeq and is a predicted model, not a curated record.
AAACGUUUGUUUGUGGACCGCCAUGAUAGCAUAGAAGAAGAAUAAGGUUCUUUCUUUCAGGCGUCGUGAGGCCAGCUAGCGAUUAGCAAUGGAUACAAAAAUAUCUGGGAAGAGUUUUCGCGUGAGCGACGGAGACUGGAUUUGCCCUGAUAAGAAGUGUGGAAAUGUGAACUUUGCAAGAAGAACGAGCUGUAAUAGAUGUGGCAGUGAAAAGACAACGGAGGCAAAGAUGAUGAAAGCAGGAGGGACAGAGAUUGGCAAGACCCUGGCUGAGAAGAGUCGGGGCCUCUUUAGUGCAAACGAUUGGCAGUGUAAAACCUGCGGCAAUGUGAACUGGGCCAGGAGGUCUGAGUGCAACAUGUGUAACACACCUAAAUAUGCCAAGCUCGAGGAGAGAACAGGAUAUGGUGGAGGAUUCAAUGAGAGGGAGAAUGUGGAGUACAUUGACCGAGAGGAAUCUGAUGGAGAAUACGACGAGUUUGGGAGGAAAAAAAAAAAGUACCGUGGGAAACCUGGUAGCAGGUCUUCCUCGAAGGAGAGUGAAAAGAAGGCGGAACCAGUGAAACCAGAAGAGGAGGAGGAGGAGGAUGACGACGAAGAGGAAGGAGACCUUUCAAAAUACAAACUAGAUGAUGAGGAUGACGACGACGAUGAUGAUGCGGACUUGUCAAAGUACGAUCUGGAUGCCAGUGGUGAUGAGGGGGAGAAGGACAAGCCAGUCGCAAUAAAGGAUAGCACCCCAGGGUCUUCCCAAUCCUCCUCGGGCUCCUCCAGCUCUCGGUCCAGGUCCAGAUCCCAAUCUAGAAGCUCAUCCAGUUCCAGAUCUCGCUCCAGUUCCCAAGAGCGAGGCCGGUCUCGCAGGUCCAACUCCAGCUCCAGGUCUGGAAAGGCCUCUUCUCCCAGGAAGAGGACUCGCUCGCCCUCCUCCUCACCAGAGAGAGAAAAGAAGCGUAGUCGCUCCAGGUCCUCAUCUGGAGAGAGGAAAAAAAGGCGCUCUAGAUCACGAUCGUCCGAAAGGUUUGGGUUUCUGUGGAAUACCGCAAAUGGUGUACUGAAUAUUAGCCUUGCCAUCUACUACCCUUUUCACUACGAGAGUCAAGAUUUUGAUGUGACUUACUACAGUACCUUAUCUUAAUGCUGUAAUAUCAGGUGCAUGUGUUGAAUUUAAGCCUUAGUUAGAGGGUCGUGCCUGUCCACCCUACUCACCUCUCUGGUAUUUUGUUUCGUUUCAGGCGCCGUGGCCAGUCCUCUGGAUCUUCCCAUUCUGGCUCAAGUUCAAAACAGAAAUAAGUUUAAAGCAACCCGUAAAACGGGAAAAAGGAAUCUUAAUGCCAGUGAAUGAUGUUUAAAAAAAAGAAAGAAACAGGACAGAUCCGUUCAUUAUGCUGUUCAUUUUACCAGAGCUUUGCAGUACACAACAAAUAUUUUCCUUAAAAAAAGAAAAUAGUGACAUGUCUCUUUUUACCAUUCAUUACAUGCUGCCUUUUUAGAGCUCACUAAGCUCCCUGUCUGUAUCAACGUGUGUAACUUUAGGUGUUCAAUAGGCUUAUGGUGUCUGGUCCUUUUUGUUGUUGUUGUCGAAACAGAAUAAUAUUGUGAAGAGGCAACAUCCAAUUUUAAUCCAAACUGCACAAUAUCAUGGCAGGAAACAUUUUAAUCCAGUCAUUGUUAGGUUUUGAGAAAUGAAAAUAGCAUAGAAUGAACUUUCAUUUUUUACCAAGGAUGUUUUACAGAUGUUGGUCUUAACCCCUGAUUUUCAGUGAUUCGGGAACAUUCUUGUGUGUGUGUGUGUGAAAUUGUAUAAGUGAGGCAAAAAUGACCAACUCGGGUCUGUAAAACCAUCUUGAAAUAUCUAUUGUGUUCACCAAUAAGCUUGCUAAACUAAUUUGAUGUCCUGUUAAGUCUUUUCUAUGUUUUGAGGUAAAGUGAAGGUAAGUAUUUUUCUUUACUUUCUGAUAUUUCUUGUUUUAAAUAAGUGCAAGGUAUUCCAAUGGUGUUUUAGGCUUAAGAAAUAACCCUAAAUGAUGUGGUACUGACAGUUGUUAGGACACCAAUGACAGUUGAGGUAAAACUAAGUAUAUGUCUUACAGUAAUUCAUGUUUAGAGCCUAUAAAAUCACUACUCAACUUUGGUAAGUGUGUAUGUGAAACUCAACAGGAUUUCAUGAAAUUACUUUUUCUAUUGUGAAAGCUAAAAUCUUUUUGCUUUGUUUCUCUGCUCUGUUGUAUACUCAAACAGUUCAUGAUUACUGUGCAGUAAGGAUUAAUUUAAAAACAUAUUUUUUUCUCUUCAAAAUGACAGUAUCAAUAGAAUGUGUUAAGAUCUCGAUCUCUAAAAAUAAACAAAUGUAAGCAGCAUGAAUAAAAUCCCGUCAAUCAUU